Sapajus apella (tufted capuchin) is the source of this 7342-nucleotide messenger RNA. RefSeq names its product zinc finger protein 470 (gene ZNF470). Gene Ontology annotation, molecular function: DNA-binding transcription factor activity, RNA polymerase II-specific; RNA polymerase II cis-regulatory region sequence-specific DNA binding. Gene Ontology annotation, cellular component: nucleus. The coding region runs from base 2043 to 4196 and encodes 717 amino acids. NCBI's taxonomy places the organism in Eukaryota, Metazoa, Chordata, Mammalia, Primates, Cebidae. The record is from RefSeq and is a predicted model, not a curated record. The transcript is spliced from 6 exons. Gene Ontology annotation, biological process: regulation of transcription by RNA polymerase II.
UUUCACAGCGAGACUUAGUUUUCUUAUGAUAUCUGAGGUAAACUGGAUCCAGAGUAGAGAGUAGAGAGUCCAGUCUAGAUGUGACUGUAUGGCCUUGAGUGGUUGUGACUGGGGGGGUGAGUUAAUUUCUGGUGAGCCAGUAUCUAUGAUGCUUUGUCUUGGUCAGCGGGGGCUGCCAUAACAAAAUAUCAUAGACUGAGUGACUUGACUAAGAAACUUUAUUUUUCACAGCUCUGGAGGCUGGGAAGUCAAAUUGUUGGCACAUUCAGCUCUUGGUGAGGGCCCUCUUCCCUUGCAAAUAAAUGGCUUACAUCCUGCUAUGUCCUCACAUGGCCUUUUCUUGGUGGUUGUGUAAACAUGGAGACCCCUCCUUCCUCUUUUGCUACAAGUGCACUGACCCCAUCAUAAGGGCAUCACCAUUAUGACCUAAUCUAAGUCCGAUUACCUCCCCAAAGCCCCAACUCCUAAUGUCAUCACACUAGGGGUUAGAGUUUCACCAUAGUAAUUUUGGGUUGACACAUUCAGCCCAUAACAAGUUGUGUCAUGAUGAGACUGGUAAUGCUAGAUUUCGUGAUUUCUUAAAAAAGCAAAACAAACUAAGCACCUACUAUGUGCUGUUUUAGUCACUGAGAAUAUAACCCUGAACAGGACUGAAGCUGUGUGCCUUCUUGGAACCUUCCUUCUAGGAGGCAAAGAGAAAAUGGGGUGGGGGGAAGUGAGGGGCGUACCUUAUAUCAGAGAGCAGUGACUAGUAGGCAUGAAAUAAAACAGGCUCCAGACGUGCACUAUCAGAAAGUCACAAGUGUGCAAAGCAGGCAUAUCUUUUGUCUUCACUUUUCUAUCUCGUAGGCUCCUCCCGAGCCCCAAGCCCCGUCGUGUGUCAUGGUUUUCGUCUCUUGAGGUAUCUGCCACGCCUUACUCGCUGCAUUUCAGUGCUGUCCAACUGCGCCUGCACACCCUGCGCCUGAGACCCCACCCCCCACGGGGGGGCGCACCUGCGAGCUGGAAGCCGGUUCUCUGCGUCCUGAGCCUGGCAGCUGCGUCUGCACACUCGGAGCCUGGCGACGGCUUCCAGAAACCCGGCGCCGGGGUUCGCUUCAGUGAAGCGGCCUGUACUUCGCGGACUCAGAAUCCGGGCUGAGAGGACUCCUAACCCAACCAGGAGGUCCAGGAGAGGUCCAAGAAGGGGACACAGGACAGUGACCGCCAGGCUUGAAGAGGCUCCGCUUCUGGCAAACCCGGCGCCCGAUUUCUGAACGCCACUUCCGUUCGGGACUACACUUCCCAGGGGCCAUUGCAGUGGAGGACACGCUCACUUCCGGAGAGGACCCGAAGCCAGACGAGUGAGAGUCCCGUCCAGUGCUGAGGAGAAAGCGGGCCCGGGCGGGGCGGCGGGGAUGGUGUCCUGGCUGCUGCGUGGGCGGCGGUCGUGAGCGUGCGCGUGUGGCCUGGUGGCCGUGAGUGCCCAUACGUGGUGAGCGUGUGGUGAGGCGCUGAGGAGGAGCGAGCGCGCGCGGUAAUCGGGCCCGGCGUUAGGCUGCAGUGCGUGACCGCCCGAUGCGUGGCCGCGAAUGUGCGCCUGAGUGCUCGUCCCGGCAGCGUGCUGAAGGCGGUGUGUGCUGCAGUGAGUGAAGCACUUUCAGUGGGCGAGAGCAGGAAACCCUCCCGGAGGAGGUUUACCCCGCCAGCUCCUGUAUCGACUGCCUAGAGCCCCGUGUGGGAAAGCCCUAGAGCCCGAGGCAGGUGCCCAGGCGGGGCGGCUUCUGCUGAAGCAUUUCCUGUCGGCCCCACCUGGUGGGGGCGGAACUGAGGACGCGGCCCCAUGUCCACAGGACAGCGAGGAGCGGAGACCAUGGGAUCUGAGUACAGAGAUGAAGACACUGAAGCAUGGAGAGGAUAAGUAAUCACUAGUAACCGAAAGAACCGGGAUUGAGAUCCAGAACAGGCUGACUCCAGAGUCCCUCUGUUUACUUACUGACUGUCAUGUAGUCUCCUUAACUACUGCCUGAGCUCUGCAAUACCAGAGUAAAGCUCUUCUCCAAAUGAAGAGCCAGGAAGAGGGAGAGGUGACAGAAAUUAAACUUCUUAAAGCCAUGUCCCCGGGUUCAGUGACUUUCACAGAUGUGGCCAUAGACUUUUCCCAAGAUGAAUGGGAGUGGCUGAAUCUUGCUCAGAGAAGUUUGUACAAAAAAGUGAUGUUAGAAAACUACAGGAACCUAGUUUCAGUGGGUCUUUGCAUUUCUAAACCAGAUGUGAUCUCCUUACUGGAGCAAGAGAAAGACCCUUGGGUGAUCAAAGGAGAGAUGACCAGAGGCCUGUGCUCAGACUUGGAGUAUGUGUGGGUGACCAAGUCAUUAUCUCCAAAUCAGGAUAUUUAUGAAGAAAAAUUACCCCCCACAAUAAUAAUGGAAGGAUUUACAAGUUAUAACCUUGAAUGUUCAACAUUAGGGAAAAACUGGAAAUGUGAAGACCUGUUUGAGAGGGAGCUUAUAAAUCAGAAGACACAUUUUAGACAAGAGACCAUUACUCAUACAGAUACUCUUAUUGAAAAAAGAGACCACUUCAACAAAUCUGGGACAGAUUUUCAUCUGAAUACUUUAUCUUAUAUAAAACAGGUGUUUCCCAUAGAAAAGAAAACAUUUCAUUUUCAUACAGAUAAGAAAAGCUUAAAAACACAUUCAGUUAUGAAAAAACACAAGCAAGACUGUGGAGAAAAGAAACUUUUAAAAUGUAAUGAUUGUGAGAAAAUGUUCAGCAAAAUCUCAACCCUUACUCUUCACCAAAGAAUUCAUACUGGAGAGAAACCCUAUGGAUGUAUUGAAUGUGGAAAGGCCUUUAGCCAGAGUGCCCACCUUGCUCAACAUCAGAGAAUACACACAGGAGAAAAACCCUUUGAAUGUACUGAAUGUGGGAAAGCCUUCAGCCAGAAUGCUCAUCUUGUUCAACACCGGAGAGUUCAUACUGGAGAGAAACCUUAUAAGUGUAAGCAGUGUAAUAAAGCAUUCAGCCAGCUUGCACACCUUGCUCAACAUCAGAGGGUUCACACUGGAGAAAAACCCUAUGAAUGUAUUGAAUGUGGGAAGGCUUUUAGUGAUUGCUCAUCCUUAGCUCAUCAUCGAAGGAUUCACACUGGGAAAAGACCCUAUGAAUGUAUUGACUGUGGGAAAGCUUUCAGGCAAAAUGCUUCUCUUAUACGUCAUCGGCGAUAUUAUCAUACUGGAGAGAAACCCUUUGACUGCAUUGAUUGUGGAAAGGCUUUCACUGAUCACAUAGGGCUUAUUCAGCAUAAGAGAAUUCAUACUGGAGAGAGACCUUAUAAAUGUAAUGUGUGUGGGAAGGCUUUUAGCCAUGGCUCAUCUCUGACAGUACAUCAGAGAAUUCAUACAGGAGAGAAACCUUAUGAAUGCAAUAUCUGUGAGAAAGCCUUCAGCCAUCGUGGGUCUCUUACUCUUCAUCAAAGAGUUCAUACUGGAGAGAAACCCUAUGAAUGUAAAGAAUGUGGGAAAGCUUUCCGGCAGAGCACGCAUCUUGCUCAUCAUCAGAGAAUUCAUACUGGAGAGAAACCUUAUGAAUGUAAGGAAUGCAGCAAAACCUUCAGCCAGAAUGCACACCUUGUACAACAUCAGAAAAUACACACUGGGGAGAAACCUUAUGAAUGUAAGGAAUGUGGUAAGGCCUUCAGUCAGAUUGCACACCUUGUUCAGCACCAGAGAGUUCAUACUGGUGAGAAGCCUUACGAAUGUAUCGAAUGUGGGAAGGCCUUUAGUGAUGGCUCAUAUCUUGUUCAGCAUCAGAGACUCCACACUGGCAAAAGACCAUAUGAAUGUCUUGAAUGUGGGAAGGCAUUCAGACAGAGGGCAUCCCUGAUUUGUCAUCAGAGAUGUCAUACUGGUGAGAAACCUUAUGAAUGUAAUGUUUGUGGGAAAGCCUUUAGCCAUCGUAAAUCCCUUACUCUACAUCAGAGAAUUCAUACAGGAGAGAAACCUUAUGAGUGUAAAGAAUGUAGCAAAGCCUUCAGCCAGGUUGCCCAUCUUACACUACAUAAGAGAAUUCAUACUGGAGAAAGGCCCUAUGAGUGUAAAGAAUGUGGAAAAGCCUUCAGGCAGAGUGUACACCUUGCACAUCAUCAGCGAAUUCAUACUGGAGAGUUAUCAGUUAUUCUCUCCUCUGCCCUCCCAUACCACCAAGUCCUAUAGAUUCAAUCUUGUAAAUGCCUCUAGAAUCCAUCUGCUUUUUUUUCCAGCACAUGUCACAUCAUCAUAGUCCAAGGUGCAACCAUCUCAUCUGGAUUUCUGCAAUACUGUAACUCUUGCCCUUUUUGCUCCUAUCAAGUACAUGUUUAACAUUGUAGGCAGCCUAAUCUUUGAAAAAUAAAAAUACAUAUUUAUGUUACCUUCUCAUUUAAAACACUUGAUUUGAAAAAUAUAUUAACUAAUCCAUUUCAAGGGUUUAGUACACACUAUUUGGCAUAUAGUUAGUGCCAAAUAAUUGCUAGCCAUAAGGUAAAGGUUUCCUUACAAACUAUCAUAUUAAGCCACAAGUAAACCAAACCAGUAAGUCAAGACUAAGAUUUUAGAGCAGACAGAAGACUGUACUUUCCUGGUAGAGAGAAGGAGAUGAACAAACUCAGAAUUUAAAGAUGUAUGGUACACAAGGUAACAUGGUAGCUUAUCACUCCCUCUGUGACAUUGUUGAUGAGGAACUCUCACUUGACCUGAUACUGAGAAGAGAGAAUCAGCCAAUUAGAACAAAAGCUUUUUGCUGGGCGUGGUGGCUCAUGCCUAUAACCCCAGCACUUUGGGAGGCCAAGGCAGGCAGAUAGCUUGAGCUCAGGAGUUUGAGAUCAGCCUGAGUGACAUGGUGAAAUCUUAUCUCUACAAAAAAACACAAAAAUUAGCCUGGCAUAAUAGUACACACCUGUAGUCCUAGCUACUCGGGAGGCUGAGACAGGAGGAUCACUGGAGCCAGGAGGCAGAGGCUGCAGUGAGUCAUGAUCACACAGCUGCAAUUCAAGCCUGGGCAGCAGAGCCAGGCUGGAAGAAAAAUUUAAAAAGAACAAAAGCAUUUGGUAGAAUGCAGAAAUGUAGAACUAACCACUAACCUGGGGAGUAGUAUUAAAAGUCAAGCCAAAAAACUUGAAUAGAUUAAUAGCCAUGAAACAAACUAAAAGGGUAAAUACUUUCACUUUUGUAAAAGUACCACAGGCAAUUUCUGUGGUGUUUAAAUAGUCCUAGCAUAAAAUAAAAUGCAAACUUUCCAUCUUCAUCCUUGAGAUUGACAGGACAUGCCAAAACAUAAAAAUAUGUACACUGCAAUUAGCUUCUGAAUGUAGAUGUUACAAUUUAAACUUAUUUUCAAAAUAUUAAAAAAUAGGAAGGCUGGACAUGUCUCUGUAUAGAAAAUCUGAUAAAGAUAUUUCUAAGUUAAAUUUGUAAAUUCAUGGAUAUUCAAAUAAAAAUGACAGAUUCCAAUAAAAAUCUCCAAUAUAUUUUUUAGUUGAGAAGCUAAUUUGGAUCAUCUGUAGAAUUUUGAUUUUAGCAAGGAAUGUAGUUUACACUGGGAAUGUAGUACUAAUACUAAUUGAACAUUUGCUAAUGUGUCACACACUGUUUUAGGUGCUGGGGGAUACAACAAGGCACAAAAUGGACAAAAAUAUUUGCUCUUACAGAUCUAGUAGAAAAGAAAAAAUUAAAUACAUGCCUUGUGAUAAAUACAUAGUAUGUCCCAUAAAGAGAAAUGGUCUAAAAAAGAAGCUAGGAAGUGCUGGAUCAGGCACCUUACUAUCCCCAGAAUAUGUGGGUUAGAGACAGAGGAUGAGGGAAGAACUAAAGGUAACUGUGAGACACAAAAGGCAUAAUGAAAACAGUCAUCAUAAUCUCAAGGCAGAUGAUAUGAUGCUUUGAGUGUUGGAGGAAAGGAGGAUUGAUGGUUUAGCAGAGAUUGUGGCAGUUAUGUUCACUCAUAUAAAUGUUGAUUUAGAGGCUGUUGGAAGGAUAUUUUUUGAGUGAUAGCUUUAUUGAGAAAUAAUUCACAUACUAAGCAAUUCUGCAGAAGAACACCCAUGUCGUAUCCUCUCUGUAUCCAUCAGCAGAAGUGAAGAGGGAGCCCCAAAGCUCCACUUAAAGUGUACAACUUACAGCUUUUAGUUCAUUCACAGAGUUGUGCAACCAUCACCAUGGUCAAUUUUAGAACAUUUUCAUCACCUCAAAGAGGAAUUCCAUGUCCUUUUGUAGUAAUGUUUAUCCCUGGAAGAGUACUUUUUUUUUCAAACUGAAGCACCCAGAGCUCUUGGGUUUGCUCUUAACUGCUUCCCGUGGCAGUAUACAAUGCCAUGUGAGGAAAGCUCUCAUCCAGAGUACAUGAUUGCUAGAAAAUGGAACUUGGGGCUCCCUCUUUACUUCUGCUGAUAGAAGCAUAGUGGCUAGGGGAUGGGUAGUCUCAUGAGAGAAUGUGGAGCUUUCAGACUCCCCUCAUAUAAAAUGAAAAGUAUUUUUCAUUGUAGUGGGGAAAAGGUGGUUUGAUCAGAUGUCAUUGGGAAACUUAGCUCACUACAAAAACAGAUCUAUACAGAUCUGUACCUUUCACACUAACAAAGGCCUAAGAGAUUAAAGGUCUAAAUGUAAAAUUAAUGUACAUGAAAAACAGAAUAAUAUUUCUGUACCCUUGGUUUCAAAUAGACUUUAGGCAUUAAUGCAUAACCCCAAAGCUGACAUUCGAUUUUUAUAUGGUAGAAAACAUCACAGUCAGAUGAAUGAGAGACUGACACAAAAUGUUUGCAACAAAUAUAACAAAGAACCCUAAUUCAUGAUAUUCAAAGUACUAUUACAAACCAAUAACACUCUGCAACUUAGAAAAAUGGACAAAACUAAUGGUCCAUUCACAAAAGAUGAAAUAAAAGCAGUUAAUGAAAAUUAUCCAAUAUCACUAGAAACCAAGGAAAUGCAAAUUAAAGUGAUUAUAUACUUUUUCCCCAAAAGACUAAUCAAUUGAUAACAUCCAGUAUUGGUGAAUAUGUGUAAACAAGGCAAUUCCAUUGUUGAUUCUAUAUCUAUUGCUUUUUGUAUAUACCCUUUGAAUUAAUAUUCCUUGGAAACCAACAUAUACAAAGAUAGAUAAAUGUAUUAGUGGCAAAAAAAAUUAAUGGUAAACUAUUAACCUAAGUUCCCAUCAGGGUAAUGAAUAAAUUAAUUAUGGUAUAUAUCCAUUCAAUCGGAAUUAUGCAGCUGUUGAAAAAAUAUAAAUGUGUAUAGUCAUAGAAAGAUAGCUGUGCUAUACUAAAUGAAAAAUUAUAGACCUGUAUUGUAGUAUAGACUCGUAAUAUCAAAAAUAAAAAUAUAUAUUA